CCCAUCCAUCCAUCAGCUACUCAAACAGCUUCUCCAGCUACUACGUACGUACUCAACCUCACACACCCACGUACAACCAUCCAUCCGUCGAUCAGAAGGUUCACCAGCAACGUCGGCCAUGUCGUGCUCCUCCAACCUCUCGCUCAACGCCCACUCCCUGCUCGGCAGCCCAGCCGGCCGGCCAGCUCCCCGCCUGCUCCUCCCCCAGAAGCCUCCCACUGGCAGCCACGGAGCGUACACUACCUGUCGGACACGACGCCCGUCGUCUCAUGUCACGUCGGCGGUGUCAGCCGACAAAGCGCCACCCACAAAGGAGAAGAAGGCGGACUCCUUCGUCGGAGACAUGGAACGCGGCACCCUCGCUGAGGAUUCCGGCCGCUCCGACGGCGAGCUCACGUCCCGGUGGCGGGAGAUGCACGGCUGCAACGACUGGGACGGCCUGCUGGACCCCAUCGACCGGACGCUCCGCGGGGAGCUCAUCCGGUACGGCGAGUUCUCGCAGGCCUGCUACGACUCCUUCGACUACGACCGCUUCUCCCGCUACGCCGGCACCUGCAAGUACGCCCAGGAGACCUUCUUCAAGGACGUCGGUCUCACCGGCGUCGGCUACGAGGUAGCCCGCUACCUCUACGCCACCUCCCACGCCCGCUUCCCCAGCUUCGGCGUCCAGAAGCACAACCCCAGCGAUGACCGCAUGUGGAGCGAGACAGGCACCUUCAUCGGCUUCAUCGCCGUCUCCACCGACGAGGAGACGGCGCGGAUCGGCCGCCGGGACGUCGCCGUCGCCUGGAGAGGCACCGUCACAAAGCUCGAGUGGAUCGCCGACAUAACCGCCUUCCUCAAGCCCGUCGGCCAGUUUGGCCUCCCGUGCCCCGACCCCAGCGUAAAGGUGGAGGAGGGUUUUGCCGAGCUCUACACCAGCAAGAACACCGACUGCAAGUACUGCAAGUACUCGGCGCGGGAGCAGGUGCUCGCCGAGGUGCGCAAGCUGGUGGAGCGCUACACCGGGCAGGGCGAGGAGGUGAGCGUCACCGUCACCGGCCACAGCCUCGGCGCCGCGCUCGCCGUGCUCUGCGCCUACGACAUCGCCGAGACACGCGCCAACGUGUCCACCACCGGCGCCAAGGCGCCCGUCUGCGUCUUCUCCUACUCCGGCCCGCGCGUGGGGAACCCUAGGUUCAGGGAGCGGUUCGAGGGUGACCUGGGCGUCAAGGCGCUGCGCAUUCUCAACGUGCACGACUCCGUGCCCAAGGUGCCCGGCAUAUUCACCGAGGCCGUCCUCCCCAUGCCGUUGCUGCGGGUGGCCGGUGCGCUCGGCCUGCCCAGCGUCUACUCCCACAUCGGCGUGGAGCUGGCGCUCGACCACAGGCUCUCCCCUUUCCUCAAGAACGUCUUCGACCUCGCCUGCUACCACAACCUCGAGGCGCACCUCCACCUUCUCGACGGCUACCAGGGGCGCGGCAAGGAGUUCAAGCUCGGUGGCAGGGACCCGGCGCUCGUCAACAAGGCGGCCGACUUCCUCGUGGACGAGCACAUGGUGCCGCCCGUGUGGCGCCAGGAGUUCAACAAGGGCCUGGUCAGGACGGAGGACGGGCGGUGGCAGUUGCCCCAUCGUCCGAGGCAUGUUGAGGGUCACCCGGAAGACACCGAUCUGCACCUCGCUGAGCUUGGAGUUGCCGCAGCCGUUACCGCCAACGCCACCGCUGCCGCCACCGCCAACGUCUGAUCGAUCCAUCGAUGCACCGGAAUUGCACAUGUCGUCAAUUCAUCACUAUUAAUUGCAAGUAUAUAUAUAGUUGCAAUGACUAUACUAGUUACGUAGUUACGCUCGAGUUUCCCUAUCUUAGAUUGGAGUAGCCUCAAUGAAAUUUAUAUACACCCGGAUCAUCCAAAAAUUAAUCUUAUGGCCCGGUAAAUCAUUGUAUGCCAAUAAAAAGUAACAUUAAGAGCGCUAGUUAAAAUGAGAUAUAUGUUUUGUACGA
Molecule: messenger RNA, 1982 nt
Organism: Hordeum vulgare subsp. vulgare (domesticated barley)
Lineage: Eukaryota; Viridiplantae; Streptophyta; Magnoliopsida; Poales; Poaceae
Product: phospholipase A1-Igamma1, chloroplastic-like
Exons: 1
Coding region: 119-1726 (535 amino acids)
Biological process (GO): lipid metabolic process
Molecular function (GO): glycerophospholipase activity
Source: RefSeq, a predicted model, not a curated record